Messenger RNA from Zalophus californianus (California sea lion), 1085 nucleotides. It is a transcript of the gene RESP18, whose product is annotated as regulated endocrine specific protein 18. The record is from RefSeq and is a predicted model, not a curated record. Lineage: Eukaryota; Metazoa; Chordata; Mammalia; Carnivora; Otariidae. Gene Ontology annotation, cellular component: endoplasmic reticulum.
AUGGCUAGGAUUGGGACCCAUGGCUACUACUUGAGCCCAGUGACCAAGGUGAACAAGGAACAAUGCUUGGUCUCUGAAACGGUUUCAGAGGUCCUGAACCAAAAGAUGACCAACCAUGGCAAGGAGGGGGGUGAGCGCGCCGAGCUGGGGAGGAUGAAGCACCUGCUGUGGCCUAGGGGCUCCGGGGGGUUCUGGCUGCUCCUCUGCUUCCUGCUGCUGAACAGCCGCCCAGGGGGCUGCAGCGACAUUAGUGGCCACGAGGCCAGUGCCGAGGGCUCGCGAAGAACUGUGGGAAGAGGCCUGGUGGCGGAUGACAGGAGAGAUGUGUAUGGUCAGAGUCAAGUGGGAGUGGGGCAGCUCUGGCCCCUCCAAGGAUUUGCCACUCCAGUCUCCCAGCACUUACAAGUUGUAUUCCAGCAGAUUGUGCCCCAAGGUUUGUUCUGGAAGGAUGACAUUACCCAGGAUGUGAGGGCCCAGAAGCACAUCAGCAGAUUCCACCCCCAAGAUCCAUGUCUGAGGCAUGGGAAGGCAGCCUUUCCCACCAAAACCACUGGGAUAAGGUGCGGGCAAGAAGAGGAGAAACUUCGACUCCUAUUCCCCAAGAGCCCAAUGGCCAAAGUGAACAGAGAGCAGUGCUUUACCUCCAAGGUGGACUUGAAGACCCAACAAGAGGGGGCCAACCCUGUCAAGGGCUUCUUUGAGCCACCCCCCACUGUGGGCCAAAGCCUUGUUGCUGACUGAGACCUCAGGUGGAACCCCUCUGCCCCAGUGCCCUCGCAUUCGCCCUCCAGAGGGGCAGUUCUAGGAUGACCCUUUUGAUUUCUCUAAGGAGUUAUGGAGUUGUAUACCUAAUCUAAUGAUCAUAUAGCUAUAAACCUAAGUUUAUAGACUUUCUUGGCUGUAAGUUAUACUUCAAUAAUAAAUAAUAAUAACUAUGAAUUUCUCAAGGUAAAAAAUGUAAAAAGGAAAUAUGAGAAAAGAUGUUUCUGAAAAGAAGAAGAUGGGAUGAUUUGUUUUACCUGCUAUCAAUACUCAGUAUGAAACUGUAGUAAUUAAGAAAGUGUGGUACCAGGGCACCUGGGUGG